Molecule: messenger RNA, 5214 nt
Organism: Monopterus albus (swamp eel)
Lineage: Eukaryota; Metazoa; Chordata; Actinopteri; Synbranchiformes; Synbranchidae
Gene: susd5
Product: sushi domain containing 5
Exons: 5
Coding region: 370-2805 (811 amino acids)
Biological process (GO): cell adhesion; Notch signaling pathway
Molecular function (GO): hyaluronic acid binding
Source: RefSeq, a predicted model, not a curated record
AGCAGCUUUUAUAUUCGCCCCCCUCCUCUCUCUAUGUAGCAGACUAUCUGGCCGCUUUUGCUCACCCUGAAGAUUUUGAGUCGUGACGUAUUUUCUAACGGGGGCAAGCGAGUUUUCACACCGGUGCUCCAUCUGCUUGCGAGGGCGACUAUUUGGGGAGAUAAACUGCGCCUCGCUCUCGGACUGCGCGGACUGUUUUCUCUCUGUUAACAGCCGCACUUGACAACAAGCGUCCUUUACUGCUCAGUCCACCUCCGUCCACCAGGAGGGAAAUAACAGGAUUUUGACCUGGAAGACUGUGCAGACAAAGUCAUUUAGGAAGUUUUGUAAUCGAUUUUGCUAAAUAAAAAGUGCCGAGGGCGCAGAAACAUGUUGGAUCGUUGUAACCAAAUUAUUCUAUCAUUGCUUUUUGGAUGCCUGGCUUGUCUUGUGGUGACAUCUGUUGUAAAUGCAGGCGUUCGCGUGUUUGUCCUGGAGCUGAGAAACUCCUCUGGCCUGCAGGGCUUCAGAGAGGCUGAGCGGGCUUGUACUUCACUACAUACCCGCUUGGCAUCAGCAGAGGAGCUCCGCUAUGCUGUGCUGGAGUGCUUCUUCUCCCCGUGCACCCGUGGGUGGCUAUAUGAAGGCACCGUGGGGACCACAGUGUGUAAUACUGUGGGCAGUGCACUGAAAGCGGUGGAUGUGAGAACAGAAAAUGCUACAGAGGACACUGCACAACUGGACGCCUUUUGUAUCAGAGACAAAGAAGCUUGUGGAGACCCUCCAUCCUUUCCUAAUGCACAUCUGCAAGGGCACACUGGGUUUGGGAUAGGUGAUGAGCUGCUGUACAUGUGUGUGCCAGGCUACGUGAUGCCCAGCGGGGACAACACCUUCAGACUGCUGUGCGACAGCUGCGGAGAGUGGUACGGACUGGUGCAGGUUUGCAUCAAAGAUGAAGCUGAAGGUCAUGUAGAUUAUGAGGACAAACUGAUAGAUUCCUAUGGAGAGGUGGAGCACCACAGUGAGAGACCCGAGGAUGCUCAUGGCCAAGUUUAUGAGGAGGAACAUGAAGCUGCAUACCCGGAAAGUAACAUGAGUCAGAAGCAGCAAGAAACAAGCUUCAGUGUCGAAGGAGAGGAGAAGCAUGGAGAACAUAAAGUGAGAGAACAGGUGAAUGGCAGAAAAUCUGCAGGAACUGUAGAAAGAGGAGAGAAAGGUGAGCAUGAAGCUGUUGAGGACUUUACAGGUCGUCCAAGGUGGGAGCAAGAGAGGAGAGAAAUGGUCAGGACCAGUGCAGCUGCAGUGACAGAAGCACCUGUCUCUCUACUCUCCCAGAAACACAUGUUCUGGUUCCCCUCUGAGACCUUCCAGGAGGGGGGACAUCCUGUCUCAAGCAAUCCUGUCACAGAGACUACUCAGAGAGUCUCAGGUACCCAGUCAGAAGAGAGCAAGGAACAGGAGAACCAAGAAAGGCACCACCACCAGCAUCCUGUUGAUGUUGACGACCACGACCAUGACAGCUAUGAUGAUCAUGAUACCCGUGACCGACAUGAUCAUGACGACAGCCGCCACGACAAUAUAGAUGACCAUGACAGUCACCAGGAUGAAGAUGACCAUGAUGAUCAUGUGGAACAUUACAUUCCAGCUCAGCAUGAUGAUCUGAAUAGACGAGACUACCACCAGAAACAUGCCAGUGAUCAUGAUGACCAUUAUGACAUGGGUGAACGUGAAGAUGAUGGUGUCCGCCUUAGCAGCCAGGAGUACGACAAUCGAGAUGUUACUUAUGAUAAACACGAAAGCUACGAGGAUCAUAAGGAUGUGACCGAUGAUCGUGGAGACGAUGAUCGAGAACUUCCUCAUGGUUCUGAGGAACAUCCAGAUCAUGACAACCAUGAUGACGGUGAGGAGCAUUUUGACCUGGACGAGGACAAGCAUGACCAUCACACUGAUGAUCACAAUAGUCACUAUGACCAUGACCGCUACGAUGAUCAUGACAGCCACAAAGAUGACAACAAUGGUCAUCAACGCGCAACCUUUUCUGUAGCAACAGAUGAACAUACAAACGUCACCCAAAAGGCAGCAGGGGGAAAGGCCACCACAGAUGAGACGUGGCUGGAUGGAUACCCUGUCAUUCCAGAAGAGGCAGACUCUACAACAGAAAGAGUGGGACCACAGGACAGAGAGAGGGGGAAAGUUGUCAGGACAACAAAUGGGCCCAGUGAGGGAGACAUUCAUAGACCAAUAUUUUACACCAGCCUACCGGAGCAGCCGGAGUCUUUCACCACAGAGCCUGAAUUAGAACAUGUGGGAGAGGAAGAGGUUUGGCCUGGCUUUACUGCCACUGCUACUCCCUCCACUGACCAUCCAGAGCCCUCAGACUUCCCUUCAAACUCUGAUACUCUGGACUAUGACACACAACAAGCAGCUCCCACCCACUCCUGGCUGGGAGACCUCACUGAACACCCCUUCCUCAAUCACGGUCCAGUUCCUACCGUACACGAUAACAACAUCCUCCCAGGAGUAAUGGGCGAGCACACUGUGCACGACCUGACUGGUGAGACUGGUGAGAGGAGCGAAAUGGAAGGUGAGAAAGGGAAGACGAUCUGUACAGGGGGGAACUGCCCUCCACAUCCUCCAAGUUCCUCCAGCCAAGUUCCCACGGUGGCAGCCAUAAUUGUGGUGGUGUGUGCUGUCGCUGCAGCAAUCAUCGUUGGAGUGUGGUGUUACCGACGGCAACAGCAGAAGAGUUCAAUAUAUGAGAUGAACGGGAAGGGCCAAAGUCAGAGCAGACAAGGCCAACAGAUAGAAAUGCAACAAAAAGUGUAAGACAGAGACAGAAGAAGAUGAAUGGACACCGACUGGGCAGAGACAUUUAGGAAGGAUGACAGGAUUCUGAUGAAUUCAGCCCCUGAUCUCACUAGAAACCACUGCAUAUUGGAUGAAUAUGGACAAACACAAGUUGUGUUACAGCCCUGUUUUAAAGAGCAAACCCUUAUCUAUAUGAUACACAAAUGGUUAACAUAGUGAAACUUGAGUGAAACAAGAUGGUUGGAGUUUUAUGGCUCUCCCACUUGUUGAUUCUAAGGAAAUGUGCCUAUCUUUGUUAAACCUGUUUAUUAUAGUCAACGCUGUGGCAUCUAGCUAGGCAGGUGGAUGAGCUGUGCCUGGACUGGCCACACCUCCGGGAACUGAGAAGGGAGAUUAUAAGGAAAUGACCAUGUUGGAAAACCAUUAGAUAUGCCUGCCUGCCUUAAUAUAUGAACUUAGACCACAGCCUCCAAAACUCUUGGAAGUUGUGGUAAAGAGUCUGCGUGUUACUUUGCUGUUGUUUUUAUUGACUUUAUUUAGUGCCCUGUUAUUGAUGUGUAUUGUUCUGUUCUUCUUUUCUGUUUAUCAUUUAUAAAAAACUGUAUCCCACUUCUUACACAACAAGAGAGCUAAAGAUCAAGGCACUACAGAUCUUCACUACAGACGUGGGCAAGAAGUCCUAAAUGAACUCCCCCAGCAUCUGUCAGACCAGCAUGCGCGACGGAAAAAAGAUGAUGAUGAUGAUGGUUAGAACAGAUGAAAGAGUGAAAUGUGAAGUGAGAAGGGAAAGGGAGGAAAAAGGAGGAUGGGAAAAGGUGCGAGUAUGACGUAGGAAAUGCUUUAAGGCUUUCCUGCCCCCGUCGGUUUCGACAGUCGGCUGUGGAGAGACACAGACACUGUGUCCAAUCUUCAUACUCAGCCCCGCUGGUGUGUGUGUGUAGAAAGAAUUUAUGUGUGUGUCUGUGUCUCAGGUCUGUGCAGUCUGUUGUUGGUCAGCAGUAUGUUAUGUUUGAAGUUUGAAACGGAGGCUGACGGCACCCAGACCGACUGGAGAUGGAACAUUUGGGUGCUGCCAUGGCAACAGACAGAAACUUAAAUCACAGGCUGAAAAUAUUCUGAAUGCUAAUGAUAUUUUAUUGUUAUGACAAAUCAUUACAUUUCAGCUCUAUGUUGAUAAAUGUAAUUCUAAAUAUUCAUAGUUUGGUUAAUGGUAUUUACCUAUUGGUGUUCUGCUUUGUUUGUUCUGAUAAUUUACGGUGUGAACUUGACUGUCAGAUCAAUUACUGAUUUAAUGUCUUGUUAAAUACCGAUUGAAGGUGAUAGAAUUAUUUUAAAUAUGUUGGAACAUUUGUGAUAUCAGUAAUUUUAGCCUGGUAAUAAGUUCAUAACAUCUGUAGUUUCAUAAAUUUGGUUUUUUGUCCAGCUCAGAUUUUUUCCAGUGUGCUCUGUAUGAUUCUGUGAUAUUUAAACUUUUGCUGUAUUUGCUGCCAAAUACUUGAGAGCAAGGUGAAAUGUUAAAAAAGGCUAACUCAUUUAAAAAAAUGUAAAUAAAGUCAAAUAGCCAUAAGAGGGUUUAAUCAUAGAUAUUAGAGUUUGUAAUUCUAGUGAUGUAUAAAGAUUGUAUGGCAAUAACUUAAAUAGAAAAUGCUUCAACUAUAGCUGUCAACAGUGAGUGGUGACUAGUAGACAAGGCACUUUAUGGUGCCAUCACACAUGAGUGUUAAUUACAUUUUCUCAUAUAUUUCAACAGUGUUCUGCUUGCUUAUAAAAAAGUAUUUUUAUAGUGUUAUUUUUAAUGUGGCUAUGAAAUAAGAAUGAGUUGGAUUUGGAUGUGUUAAAUAUCCAGUACCUUUCCCAGCUUUGUAUCACGGUGUCUGAAACUUUACUGGCACUAGUCAUGGGUGAGAGCCAAGGGAAUGAGGUACCUGUUGUCUAUGUUUCUGUAAAUCUGAAUCUAUGACUAUAUUAACUUGCUGUACAUGAUCUAUGUCUAGAAAAUGGCAUCACUAAGACAGUCAGCAUGGCCUCUUUACAAAGGUUCAACUCGUUUCCACCGCUCAAUAUCUAAUCAACCGUUUCAUGUACUGCUCCACAGUGGUACAGGUGUACUCGCAAGAGUCUGGAAAAAAAGGAAAUAAAGAGCAUGUUGGGUUUAAUCAAGGAAUAACCUGUCUGAUCUCACAUCAGGUCUCCAGAUAAAAAUAAUCAUCAAGAAUGUUGAAAGAGGUCAAACUUGAUGUCACUUCAGUUUUGCGUAAAAAGAGCCAAUAAUUAAAGGAAAACGGGACAAAUGUUUUGUCAGUGCUGUGUCUCAUUCACGUGAUGCUUCAGUGUGUCUGUCUUCAUCUCAAACAGCCUGAUGUGUUUGAUGUCAGGAUGAAGUGUGUACUGUACAGACUGGGCUGCAAUAAAUUCCUAAACAUGUGA